Dendrobium catenatum is the source of this 1311-nucleotide messenger RNA. RefSeq names its product nuclear transcription factor Y subunit C-2. Gene Ontology annotation, cellular component: nucleus. Gene Ontology annotation, molecular function: protein heterodimerization activity; DNA-binding transcription activator activity, RNA polymerase II-specific; DNA binding. The record is from RefSeq and is a predicted model, not a curated record. Gene Ontology annotation, biological process: regulation of DNA-templated transcription. The transcript is spliced from 2 exons. The coding region runs from base 210 to 1034 and encodes 274 amino acids. Lineage: Eukaryota; Viridiplantae; Streptophyta; Magnoliopsida; Asparagales; Orchidaceae.
GUCAGUUUAACACGUGGCUCUCCGCACCGGAUUCCCUGCGACCUUUUAUAGGAGCCAGUCUCUCGCCCCCCUGCUCAUUCAAAACAUUUAUCGUUUCUCUCUCUAGGGUUUGUGCAUGGCUGCAUGGGCGAUCUCCGCUUCUCGUCUCUCAGUUAUGUUUUUACCGAGUCUUAAUUAGCAAUUAGCAACUAAGGUACCUUUCUGGGGUAAUGGAGCAGUCUUCACAGCCACCACCGUCAUUGAUGGGGAUUGUACCUGGUGCAGCUCAAAUAGCUUAUGCUGCUCCCCCUUAUGCGCCUCCCAUGGUGACCGGUGCUUCACCUGUCAUAGGAGCCAUGCCUUCUACCCAGUCUCUUGUUGGUGCCUCCCCAUUCUCCACUGCACAGCACCAGCUCUCAUAUCAGCAGGUCCAGCAAUUCCAUCACCACCAACAACAGCAACAACAGCAACAACUGCUGGCUUUUUGGUCCAACCAGAUGCAUGAAAUUGAGCAAACAACAGACUUCAAGAACCACAGCCUUCCUCUUGCCCGGAUCAAGAAAAUCAUGAAGGCUGAUGAAGAUGUGCGGAUGAUCUCUGCUGAGGCUCCUGUGAUCUUCGCCAAAGCUUGUGAAAUGUUUAUCCUGGAGCUCACUUUGAGAUCCUGGAUCCACACAGAGGAAAACAAGAGAAGGACCCUACAGAAGAACGACAUUGCUGCAGCUAUAACCCGAACCGACAUAUUCGAUUUCCUUGUAGAUAUUGUCCCAAGAGACGAGUUGAAGGAAGAUGGCCUGGGGAUUCCAAGGGCAGCUCUUCCAGGAAUGGGUUCGCCGUCAGAUACGGUCCCAUACUAUUAUGUGCCAGGCCCGUCGCAGGUAGCCGGAGCCGGUAUGAUCAUGGGGAAGCCUGUCGAUCAAACAACGGCCGCAGGUGCAGCAGCAAUGUAUGCUUCUGCUUCGCAGGCUCAUCCAAUGGCCUAUGUUUGGCAGCAGCCUACUGUGCAGUCAACUCAGCUGCAACCAGAGCAGGACCAGAUGCCUGAUGGUGAUUGAGAUGCUAGGACUGCUAGAAAGAAGAGUUGAAGUUUGUUUGUGUUAACAAUUCUGAUAGGUUUGUUGUGCAAUGUAUGCACUUAGCUUAAAAAACUACUGUUCUUGUGAUAAUUUUUCUUGGGAAUUUGGCAGUUGGUAAAGGAGCUAAGAAGGUACUUAUCUGUUGUGAGAGGGAUCCAGGUUUUAUGUUUAGUAGUUCUAUUUGUAUGAAUUUUAAAUUUUUAAUGGAAUCUGAAUCUUGAAGAGGAGAAUUCUUUCCUCUCUUAUCAUUUUCUAA